AAGGACGGGCAGCGUGGACUUUUGACAUACUGGGUGAAAGGCUCCAGGCCAGCGACACAAUCAUUCAAAGUCCAGAUGAGGGAUCAGUAAAUACAAAGUGCCUCAAAGUAGCCCUUGAGCACAUUCCUCUGGUAGACAUUAACUCGAUUAAAUUGAUCUUGAUUACAAACAUAAACUUUGCCCCAUCUCACCUGGCAACCAUGAGAAAGGCAGAUGUCAGUCUAUAAAAGGAAGCAGAAACUGCCCUUGGCCUCCACGCUCCAAGCCCCUUCCUCAGCCAGGAUGUGGCCCCUCAAACUCUCAGUGGUGCUCCUCAUCUGCCUGCUGCUGCUGGGCCAGGUAGAUGGCUCCCCAGUUCCUGAAAAGAGCUCAGUGAAGAAAAGGCUGAGAAGAAUGACCCCAUUUUGGAGAGGAGUUUCCCUCAGGCCCAUUGGAGCCUCCUGUCGGGAUGACUCUGAGUGCAUCACGAGGCUGUGCAAAAAAAGACGCUGCUCCCUGAGCGUGGCCCAGGAAUGAUGCACCCACCAGGGGAAGACACAGUGCAGCAGUCACCUCCAACGAUGCUCCGUUCUGCGGACUAUUAAUUGCAUUUCGGCAUUUUGGCUGGGGAUAUACAAGUGAAGCGAUCUUGUGCUGUAUUUAAAGACAGAUAUGUAUGCUUUAAAUUGGUCUCCAUUUUUCUCCUUAGAAUGUAUAUACGUGGGUAAGUGUAAGUAAAUCUAUCAGUUUAGAGUUUAUUUUUUUAUAUUAUUAAACAGCUCAAAUUGAAA
This is a messenger RNA of Cavia porcellus (domestic guinea pig), 770 nucleotides long. It is a transcript of the gene Leap2, whose product is annotated as liver enriched antimicrobial peptide 2. The transcript is spliced from 3 exons. The record is from RefSeq and is a predicted model, not a curated record. Gene Ontology annotation, biological process: defense response to bacterium; antimicrobial humoral immune response mediated by antimicrobial peptide. NCBI's taxonomy places the organism in Eukaryota, Metazoa, Chordata, Mammalia, Rodentia, Caviidae. Bases 214 to 516 code for a protein of 100 amino acids.